Messenger RNA from Impatiens glandulifera, 1676 nucleotides. RefSeq names its product alpha/beta hydrolase domain-containing protein 17C-like. The transcript is spliced from 7 exons. Bases 263 to 1306 code for a protein of 347 amino acids. NCBI's taxonomy places the organism in Eukaryota, Viridiplantae, Streptophyta, Magnoliopsida, Ericales, Balsaminaceae. The record is from RefSeq and is a predicted model, not a curated record.
CCUUCUUCCUCUUUAGCUCCCGAAUCUUUCUCUCCUCUGAUCAAUUGAGAUCGCUUCAAGCCGCGACACCGACACCGGAAGGAAUUUAACAUGGAAAAGAAAUUUCCCCGUUGAAUUUUUCUUAGAAAUCUAUAUUAUUCAGAGGGUCGUUUCCUGUAUAAAUUUUACUCAUUUUUUUAUUCAAUUGUGUUGGUAAGCGUUACAUAAACAAUACAACACGCCAUUCUGCUUUCGCAAGAGAAAAAGACGAUUUUGAUCGGAGAUGGGGGCGGUCACGUCGACGAUGGCGGCAAAAUUCGCGUUUUUCCCACCUAACCCACCUUCUUACGGAGUCGAUGAAGACCCAUCUACGGGGAGGCUGAGUCUCGACGGAAUCACCCAGAGGGAAAAUGUAGACAUUCUAAAACUUCCAACGAAAGGUGGGUCAGUGAUCGUUGCGGCGUUUAUGAGGAAUCCAGCGGCAUCGCUGACUGUGCUAUACUCACAUGGAAACGCAGCUGAUCUGGGUCAGAUGUAUGAGUUAUUCAGUGAACUCCGAGUUCAUCUUCGAGUCAACCUAAUGGGGUAUGAUUAUUCAGGGUAUGGACAGUCCACAGGCAAGCCAACUGAGCAGAACACCUACGCAGACAUUGAAGCUGCAUACAAAUGUCUUGAAGAAACUUAUGGUGUGAAAGAGGAAAACGUGAUACUAUAUGGGCAAUCUGUUGGUAGUGGACCUACUUUAGAUUUGGCAUCUCGUUUGCCACGUUUGAGAGCCGUUGUUCUUCACAGUCCCAUCUUGUCUGGACUCCGAGUAAUGUACCCAGUCAAGAAAACAUAUUGGUUCGACAUUUAUAAGAAUAUUGAUAAAAUACCAUCUGUGGAAUGUCCUGUCUUGGUAAUUCAUGGAACUGCAGAUGAUGUUGUAGAUGUCUCCCAUGGUAAACAACUUUGGGAGCUUUGUAAGGAAAAGUAUGAACCUUUAUGGAUCAAAGGAGGCAAUCAUUGUGAUUUAGAACUCUAUCCAGAAUAUAUAAAGCAUCUGAAGAAAUUCAUUUCAGCUGUUGGAAAAUCAAACCGUCUUAUUAUAAGCGAGGAUUCUAAUUCACUGCCCAGAAACAGUUUAGACUGUAAAGAGAAGGCGAGAGGAAGCAUGGAAAGGAGAGACAAAUCGAGAAAAAGUGUUGAUAGUUCUUCUGAAAAACAAAUUCUCAACUCAACAGACCAGCCAGAAAAAGCAAGAAACAGUAUUGAUCGCUUUGGAGGGAUGAUCAGAUCGGUCAGAUUGUGCAAUAUUGAUUGUUUCAAGCCUAGUGCUGUUGUUUAAGGUACAAACAAGCAGGUUGGAAGACAAUAUCAUUUUACAGCUGCUAUUUUUGAGGGAUUUGUUUGUGGAUGUUCGACUCUGAGUUGUCUCGAGUAUCUUGACAAGAUGUUUUUCUCUGCGAGGAUAUUGAGUGUCUCCAUCUCGUCAAACAUUCGCGGUCUUUGUUGCCUCGUCAUCUAUGUCUUUUAAUGGUUAUUUUUAAGGUUUUCCUUUUUCAUCUUUAAACACCACUUAUGUAUAGGAGGGAUAGAAUUGUGUUGGAUUGAAUCGAAUUUAAUGUAUUUCUAUUUUUACAACUUCAAUUAUGACAUUUUAUGGUUGGGAUAUAAAUAAAGACUUAUUCCAAGGGAUGAGCAACCCAAUCCAACUA